AUCUUUUUUUUUUUUCCUUUACCAUGUCUUCAUCCAAUAACAAUAUCUCUUCAAACAACAACUCCUUUAACAAUCUUGCUAAUAAAAGACAACUUUCUUCAAACUUAAUAAAUAUCGACAAUAAAAGAUUGAGACUAGAUAUAAAUAAUCCGCAGCUUCAUCAAUCCCAAAUCAAUCGCUCAAACAGUUUAACGCCCAUCAAUCCUUCAAUCCAAACAAAUAAUAACAAUCCCAAUUACAAUAACAAUGUCUUUCAAAGACCAUUGCCUCCUCACCACAUGCCUUCAAUGCUAUCUUCCUCCACUUCUUCAAUAAUAAACCAGUCAAAAUUACUCAACCAAAAUAUCAUAAAUAACAACAGCGAUCAACUAAAUGAUGUCCUAUCUGUUGCUGGUGUUGAUAUCAAAAAAGAAGAAGAAUUGCUAGCAUCAAUCACAAACAAAAAAAAAUUAUUAAAAAGAAAAUUCAAAUACAAAGAUGGCGAAUUGCUAAACAUCACAAAUCUAACCACCUUUUUAAAAAAAAUUUUAAAUGAAAAUGAUAUUACUCACACCUUUGACAAUAAUAUGAAUAAUCAUAUAAAUAAUCACAUGAACAUGAACAACCAUAUCAAUAUGAACAAUAUGAACAAUAUGAACAAUAUGAACAAUAUGAACAAUAUGAACAACAUGAACAUGACAAUGAAUAGCAUCAAUAUCUCCAACAGUAUCAAAAAUACUAAAAUCUUAAACCUAUUAUCCUUAUCCUGUGAAGAAUUCUUGAAAAAUAUAAUAACCGAUGCUAUAGUCUUAAAUCGUCAUAGAAGAAGAAAUAUCCAGUACCAAUCAAACAAUUCCUCCUCCAAUUCUUUAAAUACAAACAUAAUCACAAGCAAAAAAUACAUCAUAAACAACAACAUCAACGACAAUGACCCCACCAAUAAAAAUGAAAUCGCCAUUGCUCUAAGAAAUCUAGCAAUCAAACAAAAAGAACUCGAGGAAAAAAGAAAAAGAAAAAGAAUCAAAUUAGGUAUCGAUUUACCUAAUGGUGAAGUUCAAAAAGCUGGCGUUGAAGAAACUUUGCAUCGUGCAACUAAUCUAACCGCUGCAAAAAGAUUUGGUGGCGGAAGAAAUAAAAAAUACAGCUGGUUGAAAGCAGGCUCAAAUACUCCUGGUAUCUCAAAGUCUUCUUCAACAAUGGGCUUUGGCACGAUUAACGACAACAACGUAAGAUUUCGUGCUGUUAGAGAAGAGAAAAAUAUCUCAGUUCGAGACUUGUUAGGCGCUCUUGAAAACAAAAGAAUGGGCGUUAAAGCCACCAUUUUUAAGGCUUAUUCAAAACUAAAGGACUAAGAUUUUUUUUUUUUUUUACUCAAUUUCCAUGUAAAAUAAGAAAAUAUAAUAAUAAAUUAUUUCUAUGUAGAUCCCUCCUUCCUCCCCCUUUUCUUUGCUCUCUAAAACGAGGUCUACGACCACCAGACCCCCCUUCCUUCUCCCAUAGUUUUCCAUUGAUUUUCUCGUUUCCCUUUUUUUUAUUGUCUCGAUGUUGGGUCAAAUUGAAACAAUUGAUGAGAAAAUGCUUCUUUGGGUCGUUUAAUUGGGUGAAAUUUAUUGAUUUUGAGACUCAUUGAAAAAUUUUCUAUCAUUAUGGGUUUAUAUUGAAUUUAUAUUGUAUAUUUAAUACUUGCCAAUUCCUAUCAUUUGUCACCAUU
This is a messenger RNA of Ascoidea rubescens DSM 1968, 1690 nucleotides long. RefSeq names its product Taf4p (gene TAF4). The transcript has a single exon. Gene Ontology annotation, biological process: transcription initiation at RNA polymerase II promoter. Gene Ontology annotation, molecular function: RNA polymerase II general transcription initiation factor activity; DNA binding. Gene Ontology annotation, cellular component: transcription factor TFIID complex. NCBI's taxonomy places the organism in Eukaryota, Fungi, Ascomycota, Saccharomycetes, Ascoideales, Ascoideaceae. The record is from RefSeq and is a predicted model, not a curated record. Bases 24 to 1331 code for a protein of 435 amino acids.